GCAGAGCGGCCAGGAGGAGGGUGGAUCUCCUGAGAGCGGAGCGCCCGGAGUCCUCCUCCACCUCCUCCUGCCGCCCAGGCUCCACCGCCGCCUGUCGGACUCCUCCUUUUGCCGCUCCCGGCGCGGAGCCUCCUAGACUGCAAGAGCGGAGCACUGUCCGGCUGGAGCCAGCUCAGCCGCGGCUUCCGGAGCCCACGGGGCUGCUGACCGGCUUGCCGUGCAGAUUCUUCUUAAUCCUUUGGUGAAAACUCUGUGACACAAGAUGGCUGCAAAUAAGCCCAAGGGUCAGAAUUCUUUGGCCUUACACAAAGUCAUCAUGGUGGGCAGUGGCGGUGUGGGCAAGUCUGCUCUGACUCUGCAGUUCAUGUAUGAUGAGUUCGUGGAGGACUACGAGCCAACCAAAGCCGACAGCUAUCGGAAGAAGGUGGUGCUGGACGGGGAGGAAGUGCAGAUUGACAUCCUGGAUACAGCUGGGCAAGAAGACUACGCUGCCAUUAGAGACAACUACUUCCGCAGCGGCGAGGGCUUCCUCUGUGUCUUCUCCAUUACAGAAAUGGAAUCCUUUGCAGCCACAGCCGACUUCAGGGAGCAGAUUUUAAGAGUAAAAGAAGAUGAGAAUGUUCCAUUUCUGCUUGUUGGAAACAAAUCAGAUUUGGAAGAUAAAAGGCAGGUUUCCGUAGAAGAGGCGAAAACCAGAGCCGAUCAGUGGAACGUUAACUAUGUGGAAACAUCUGCCAAGACGCGGGCCAAUGUUGACAAGGUAUUUUUUGAUUUAAUGAGGGAAAUUCGGGCCAGAAAGAUGGAAGACAGCAAAGAAAAGAAUGGAAAAAAGAAGAGGAAAAGUUUAGCCAAAAGAAUCAGAGAAAGAUGCUGCAUUUUAUAAUCAGAGCCCAAACUCCUUUCUUAUCUUGACCAUACUAAUAAAUAUAAUUUAUAAGCUUUGCCAUUGAAGGCUCAAUUGACUGAAAUUACUUUAACAUUUUGGAAAUUGUUAUGUAUCUCUAAAAGCAUGAAUUGGAACUUCACUGAAAGUCAAAUUCACUUAAAAAGAAAUUAAUGUGGCUUCACCAAGAAGCAAAGUUCAACUUAUUUCAUAAUGGCCUACAUUUAUCACGGUCCUGAAUGUAGCGUGGGCGCUUGUGUUUUGCCGGCAGUCUUUCUUGAACUGUUCGAGAGGUGAGAAUGGGGGUGGACAAUGGGAGGAAAGGCUACUUCCUCUGGUUUAUUAUAAAGCUUAAAUUUUAUAAUCAUUUUAAAAUGUCUUGGUCUUCUACUGCCUUGAAAAAAAAAAUGACAAUUGUGAACAUGAUAGUUAAACUGUACCACUUUUUUUUUUAACCAUUGUUAUGCAAAAUAUAGAAGAAAAAGUGACUGGCAUGAUUGUUGCAUAUAGUUCAAUUGAGAGUAAUUCAUCUGUGAACCUGCAUUAAUUACCUGGUGAUUAACUUAGAAAAGUGGUGUAAACUUGUACAUGGAAAUUUUUUAAUAUGCCUUAAUUUAGAAACUGAAAGAUACCUGGUUACAUCAUUCUGGGUUGUAUCUUCAUGGUGCCGUGGGCCCACUGCCCACGUGUCCCAGUGAAAGAAUAUAUGUCAGGAUGGAGGACAACUUUUGUAUAGAAGAUGCUCAAGAAAUAACUGCUAGAGUCUGUCCAAAUGUAAAAUGUGUGCCAUACUCUGGUUCUUGAAAAUGAAGUUCCAGAGCUCCUUGAUUGCUUUUAAUUAACUGUAAGGUAGUUUAAAAAUGAAGGACCAGCAUAUACUUGUAAGAUAAUUUUAGACUAUGAGGAUUCAGUAUGUCUCAGUGAACCCUUAUUCUUUAGGAUGCUGAUCCCUGAAAAUCCUUUUAUGCAAGUGGUGAGUACGUGUUAAGAUUUUAUUCUGUUUGGAGCAGGGCAUAGGAAAAGUGUCCACGGUGCUAAUGCGCUUUGCACUAGACCACUUCGGGAAAAUAGCUGUCCU
Messenger RNA from Budorcas taxicolor (takin), 1961 nucleotides. It is a transcript of the gene RALA, whose product is annotated as RAS like proto-oncogene A. NCBI's taxonomy places the organism in Eukaryota, Metazoa, Chordata, Mammalia, Artiodactyla, Bovidae. Gene Ontology annotation, cellular component: plasma membrane. Bases 263 to 883 code for a protein of 206 amino acids. The record is from RefSeq and is a predicted model, not a curated record. Gene Ontology annotation, biological process: Ras protein signal transduction; regulation of exocytosis. Gene Ontology annotation, molecular function: GTPase activity; GDP binding; GTP binding. The transcript has 5 exons.